Messenger RNA from Lotus japonicus, 1674 nucleotides. RefSeq names its product protein MANNAN SYNTHESIS-RELATED 1-like. NCBI's taxonomy places the organism in Eukaryota, Viridiplantae, Streptophyta, Magnoliopsida, Fabales, Fabaceae. The record is from RefSeq and is a predicted model, not a curated record. Bases 188 to 1450 code for a protein of 420 amino acids. The transcript is spliced from 6 exons.
UUACAUUACACCGACACUUGUCUGGUCUUGUCUCUCUCCAUCAUCUUCUUAUUGUUGGUUUGUUCAUGUGUUGGUGUUGAAAUUGAACAAGAUGUUGAAGUUGAAGUUGAAUUCAAACCUUCAAUUCAAUUUAAGACAAUUGUGAACCAGAGACAGGGAACACAGAAGAUCCAACUUUGAAGAAGAAAUGGGAGUAGAUUUGAGGCAAGUGGUGGCUGGUGUGCUCACCCUCACAAUGUUCGUCAUGCUUGGAAAUAUGAUCAAAACAGACCACUUUGAUUCACUCCAAGAAAAGCUUCCAGGAACAAUGGAGGAUUCCAACUUUGAGACUGCAAAGUUUGAUGCUACUCAUGUAAGAAAGGAUAUAGGGCUUUGGAAGGGUGAUACUGAUUUGGAUGACCUAAAACCGUGUUGGGUUAAGCCAUCAUCUGCUGAUGAUGUAGAGCAGACUGAAGGGUUUGUUACUUUUGCAUUAACCAAUGGCCCGGAGUACCAUAUUUCUCAGAUAGAAAAUGCGGUGAUUGUUGCUAGAAAUCUUGGGGCAACACUUGUAAUACCUGAGAUCAGAGGAAGCCAGCCUGGUGACAAGAGGAACUUUGAGGAUAUUUAUGAUGUCGAGGUGUUCAUGAAAAGCAUGGAAGGAGUGGUCAGAGUGGUAAAGGAUCUUCCUGGUCAUAGAUCAACACAGAAUAUUGCUGCUGUGAAAGUCCCUAAUCGGGUUACAGAAGACUACAUAGCUAAACAUGUUGAGCCAAUAUAUAGAACGAAGGGAAGCAUAAGGCUUGCAACUUUCUUCCCUUCAAUAAACAUGAGAAAGGCAGGGAAAAAAGGUGACACUGAUUCUGUUGCGUGCUUAGCAAUGUUUGAAAGUUUAGAAUUGCAGCCAGAAAUGCAUGAAGUGGUUGACUCAAUGGUUGAAAGACUAAGAACUUUAAGCAGAAAUUCAAAUGGCCAAUUUAUAGCUGUGGACUUGAGGGUUGAGAUGUUGGAUAAGAAAGGCUGCCAAGGUAGUGAUAAUGAUGCAGAGAAAAGCUGCUACAAUGCACAAGAUAUUGCAGUAUUUUUGAGGAAGAUUGGUUUUGAGAAGGAUACCACAGUUUAUGUGACUGAAUCAAGGUGGGAUAGCAGCCUUGAUGCUCUGAAGGAUUUGUUCCCUAAAACUUAUACAAAGGAAGCCAUCAUGCCUGCAGAUAAGAAGACAAAGUUCUUAGAUUCGAAAGAUUCUGAAAUUGAGAAAGUGAUUGACUUCUACUUAAGUUUCCAGAGUGACGUUUUCGUACCAGCAAUUUCAGGUCUGUUCUAUGCGAAUGUAGUUGGAAAGAGAAUCGGUUCUGGAAAGACACAGAUACUGGUUCCAGCUCAUAUUUCAGGUUCAUCUGCUUCUGCCUCCAAUUUCGUGUCCUCCUAUGUUUCCAAGAAAAACCACUUUGCUUAUUCUUGUUACUGUUAAGAAUCUUGUACCAAAAGGUCAUCCUUCCCCUGUUAGUUUAUUUGUUCAACUUGAUAUGGUCUCGGGGUGUUCAUUUUUUCAUUAAGGGGUGUUCAUUGGAUUAGCGCGUAUAUAGGAUUUUUUGUAUAAAUUUUUUUAUUUGAGAAUGAUUCAAAAUUUAUGUGUAAUUCAUUUUUAUGUAAAUGACUAAUUUAUUUUUAACAUGAUAGCUACUUAUUAGCAUA